AUGACAUAUGCCACACUGAACCAAGUUAUGCGAGGAGUAAGAAAAAGUAAAAUUAAAAAAUCAAAAUCAAAAGAUUUAGAAGCCUGUCCACAAAAAAAAGCCGUAUGUAAUAAAGUUUACACCACAAAACCUAAAAAGCCUAAUUCUGCUGUACGUAAAGUUGCUCGUGUCAAACUUUCAACUGGUAAAAUCAUUACUGCUUAUAUACCAGGUGAAGGACAUAAUUUGAGUGAACACAGUGUAGUUUUGGUUCGUGGUGGGCGUGUCAAAGAUUUGCCAGGAGUUAAAUAUCAUUUGGUCAGGGGAGCUUAUGAUUUUAGUGGAGUCCCUAACAGAAUCAGUUCCAGAUCAAAGUAUGGGACCAAAAAACCAAAAACUACAGCAACCAAAUAA
Molecule: messenger RNA, 393 nt
Organism: Entrophospora sp. SA101
Lineage: Eukaryota; Fungi; Glomeromycota; Glomeromycetes; Entrophosporales; Entrophosporaceae
Source: the annotation of a GenBank genome assembly